AAGUUCAUCUGCCACACUGUUUCUGUUUAGGGACCAACCCUUCCCUGAGGAAUGAGAUGAAGAUUCUUCAUGUAGAGGAACAUGGAGUGUCUUUAGAGGAAGUGCGUGAGGUCACCAGAUUCCAUGCUAAGAUUCUCCAUCCCAAGUUCUCAGCUAUCUCUGUUAUACUGAGCUAUAUCCUUUCAUGGAACGUAGAUGUCCACUGUGAGCUGAUGCUCUAUCUGACAGUGAAAAGGGAAACAUUAAUUCCACGCCUGUACCUGUUCCCCAGUAACCCCGGCCAAAUACAGGCUGUGGAACAACAGGAAAUAAAGUUUCAAGGAUCUAAAAGGUUUCCCAACACAAGACCAGAGCGGUCCUUCAAACUGAAGAGUUCCUUCAGACUGAACAUUCCCUGUUCUACCUCCAUCAAUCCACCGAGGAUUCAUCUCAUACAUAGAGACACCACACCAAGCUUUUUCAGGGCGGUUGUGAAAAUGACAGGGAUUGACAUUGCGAUGGAAUUAUUUGGUGAUGAUGAGACGACAGCGUGGAAAGAAAUAGUACCAACAGAUGAAUGCGUCACUGACCCCCGAUCAACAAGUGCUGUGUUGGGGGCAGGAGGUCCGGCUGAGAUCAGUCUGACUGGUUCAACAAAACUGCAGCUGCGUUCUGUACGGACAGAGUUUGUGAAACGAGUGUCAAGACCCGUCCUGAAUGAACUGCUGGACGGACUCCUGCAACACACAGUCAUCAACCAGGAGGAAAUGGAGUCAGUGAAGGUGAUCGCUGAGAGGGCAGAGAAGGCACGUGACAUCAUCGACAUGGUGUUGAGAAAAGGAACUGAGUCGUGUUUCAGGAUGAUCAACAUUCUUCGGGAGAUUGACCCCUAUCUUUGGUCAAUGCUUCAGAUUAACAGUGUUGGGGUACCAACCUAA
This is a messenger RNA of Oncorhynchus keta (chum salmon), 917 nucleotides long. RefSeq names its product NACHT, LRR and PYD domains-containing protein 1 homolog. The record is from RefSeq and is a predicted model, not a curated record. NCBI's taxonomy places the organism in Eukaryota, Metazoa, Chordata, Actinopteri, Salmoniformes, Salmonidae. The coding region runs from base 57 to 917 and encodes 286 amino acids. Gene Ontology annotation, biological process: regulation of apoptotic process. The transcript is spliced from 6 exons.